UCCACCUUCGUUCCUCUUGGACAAGCGAGACAAGCAACAACUAACUACGGAUACUUGGACAAGAGUUUGCAGGGUAGGGUACCCCGUCCACGAGUGCCCGCCGCGGGCUUAAGGCGCCCUACGUCCGGGUCACAAAUCCGAGAGUGCGGCUACAAUACACCAGGUAAACGUUGUUAUUGAUCCUUGAUUGGUAAUACAAUUCGUACACCAACAUCUCUCAUGGCUCCCGAAGUCGAUCUGGCGGAGCAACGACGGGGCAGCCAAGCCGUCCUAGAGGGGCCCUCUUUUUUUUUUUUAUCCCCCCUAAUUACCUUACGAAUGGAUAUCUAGGUAGGUAGGUAGGUAGGUAACUAGCGCUUGGUUUUGUCCGGCUCUCUCAGCAAACAGUCUCUUUUUUCCUUAUUUUCUCCUCCGUGUCUCAUCGCCUGGACCUAUAGUGGUUGUGAGUCGACCUUUGCUCCUCCUUUUUUCUUUUUUUCGGCCGAACGACCGCUCUUUUGGUCCGAAGCACCUCUCUCUCUCUCUCUCGCUCUCCCACAGGUCCUUUUACAACUAUUUCAUCUCCUUGAAACGGACACAUCCCCCGACUCGUUAUCUUUCUCUCAUCCUCUCGUCCUUCUCUCUCUCUCUUCCUCUUACCUUCGCCCCCCUCCUCCUUCCUCCCUCGGUACACCAUCCCCGUACCUCCACUACAACAUCUUCGUCUCACCGGCACGGGCCAGCCACCGCCACUUUCCGGCCGUCUGGGAUCACGCGUCUUUAAUAGCUAUUAAUACUAUUGUUACCACAACUACUCACUUACUACUCAGUACCCGACCUCUCAUUCUUCCGCCCGUAAUCGCAAAAUACUGAAAUUCGACAACUGCAUCCCCACCACAUUCGCAGUGGGCAACAACCAAACGAGACAGACCUCUCAGCCCGACGGUCCAAUGGCGGACCAGGAGUUUGAGAAGACGCAGGAGGCCGUCGCCGGAGGCAGCCCUGCCGUCAACGAGAAGAAUACGGCAGAGGUGCACCCGGCCCCGCGGUCUUCGACCUCGACCGCCGCCGACGUUUCGGAGAAUCAACGAGAGGAGGCCCGCCGCAACAACCCCGAUGGCUUUUCCGCAAUCCACACCGGUGUCUCGGUCCACCAGGCCGAGGCUGAAUUUGCCGAACUGCAGCGCGAGCUGUCCGGCAUGUCGCGCGCAAGCAGGGUCAACAGCCGACGCAAGUCUGGUGACGUCGAGAAGGCCGUCACAAAUGUCAACUCUACCUCGCCCUCCUCAGACACCGAGGCCGAGCAGUUCGACCUCGAGGCCGUCCUGCGCGGUGGCGUCGAGGCCGAACGCGAGGCCGGCAUCCGGCCGAAGCACAUUGGCGUCUACUGGGACGGGCUCACCGUCAAGGGCAUGGGCGGCACCACCAACUACGUCCAGACCUUCCCUGACGCCUUCGUCAACUUUGUCGACUACGUUACUCCGGUCAUGAACCUGCUGGGGCUGAACAUGAAGGGCGUCGAGGCCACUCUUUUGGAUCACUUCAAGGGUGUAUGCAAGCCCGGCGAGAUGGUCCUCGUCCUGGGCAAGCCCGGUUCCGGCUGCAGUACAUUCCUCAAGACCAUCGCCAACUGGCGCGGUGGGUACACCGACGUCUCGGGCGAGGUGCUCUACGGGCCCUUCACCGCCGACGAGUUCAAGCAGUACCGCGGCGAGGCUGUCUACAACCAGGAGGACGACAUCCACCACUCCACCCUCACCGUGGAGCAGACCCUCGGCUUCGCUCUCGACACAAAGGUCCCCGCGAAGCGCCCCGCCGGCCUGUCCAAGAACGACUUCAAGAAGCAGGUCAUCUCCACCCUGCUCAAGAUGUUCAACAUUGAGCACACCCGCAACACCGUCGUCGGCGACGCGUUCGUGCGCGGCGUCUCGGGCGGCGAGCGCAAGCGUGUCUCCAUCGCCGAGAUGAUGAUCAGCAACGCCUGUGUCCUUUCGUGGGACAACAGCACCCGCGGCCUGGACGCCAGUACGGCCCUCGACUUCGUCAAGUCCCUGCGCGUCCAGACGAACCUGUACCAGACCUCGACAUUUGUGUCCCUGUACCAGGCCUCGGAGAACAUCUACAACCUCUUCGACAAGGUCAUGGUCAUCGACGCUGGCAAGCAGGUCUACCUCGGCCCCGCCAAGGAGGCCCGCGCCUACUUCGAGGGCCUCGGUUUCGCGCCCCGCCCCAGACAAACUACCCCUGACUACGUCACCGGCUGCACCGACGAGUUCGAGCGGGAGUACGCCGCCGGCCGCUCGGCAGAGAACGCACCCCACAGCCCCGAAUCCCUCGCCGAGGCCUUCAAGACGUCAAAGUAUCAGAAGCAGCUCGACAGCGAGAUGGAGGAGUACAAGGCCCGCCUCGCGCAGGAGUCGGAGAAGCACGAGGACUUCCAGGUCGCCGUCCACGAGGCGAAGCGCGGCUCCUCCAAGAAGUCGGUCUAUGCCGUCGGCUUCCACCUGCAGGUCUGGGCCCUGAUGAAGCGUCAGUUCGUCCUCAAACUGCAGGACCGUCUCUCCCUGUUCCUCUCCUGGCUCCGCUCCAUCGUCAUCGCCAUCGUCCUCGGCACCCUGUUCUUCCGUCUCGGCUCGACCUCAGCCAGUGCUUUCAGCAAGGGUGGCCUCAUGUUCAUCUCGCUUCUGUUCAACGCCUUCCAGGCCUUUUCCGAACUGGCCAGUACCAUGACCGGUCGCGCCAUCGUCAACAAGCACAAGGCCUACGCCUUCCACCGGCCGUCGGCGUUAUGGAUCGCCCAAAUCAUCGUCGAUCAGGCCUUUGCGGCGACCCAGAUCCUGGUAUUCUCCAUCAUCGUCUACUUCAUGUCGGGUCUCGUCCGCGAAGCCGGAGCCUUCUUCACCUUCUACCUAAUGAUUCUGUCCGGCAACAUCGCCAUGACGCUAUUCUUCCGCAUCAUUGGCUGCAUCAGUCCCGACUUUGACUACGCCAUCAAGUUCGCCGUCGUCCUGAUUACCUUCUUCGUCGUCACCUCCGGCUACCUUAUCCAGUACCAGUCCGAGCACAAGUGGCUCCGUUGGAUCUACUGGGUCAACGCGCUUGGUCUCGCCUUCAGCGCCAUGAUGGAGAACGAGUUCAGCCGUUUGAAGCUCAUCUGCUCCGAUGAAUCGCUCAUCCCCUCGGGCCCCGGCUACGGCGACAUCAACCACCAGGUAUGCACGCUCGCCGGCUCAGAGCCCGGCACGACCACCGUCGACGGCUCAGCCUACAUUGCCGCCGGGUUCAGUUACUUCAAGGGCGACCUGUGGCGCAACUGGGGCAUCAUCUUCUCCCUCAUCGUCUUUUUCCUCAUCAUGAACGUGACUCUCGGAGAGCUCAUCAACUUUGGCAACAACGGUAACUCGGCCAAGGUCUACCAGAAGCCCAACGAGGAGCGCAAGAGGCUCAAUGAGGCCCUCAUCGAGAAGCGGGCGGGCAAGCGCCGCGGUGACAAGCAGGAGGGAUCCGACCUGUCCAUAAAAUCGGAAGCCGUCCUCACGUGGGAGAACCUCAACUACGACGUCCCCGUCCCUGGCGGCACCCGUCGUCUGCUGAACAACGUCUAUGGGUACUGUCGCCCUGGCCAGCUCACGGCGCUUAUGGGCGCAUCCGGUGCUGGCAAGACUACGCUCCUCGACGUGCUCGCGGCCCGCAAGAACAUUGGCGUCAUCCACGGCGAUGUCCUCGUCGACGGCAUCAAGCCCGGAAAGCAGUUCCAGCGAAGCACCUCGUACGCCGAGCAGCUCGACCUGCACGACCCGACCCAGACGGUCCGCGAGGCCCUCCGGUUCUCUGCCCUCCUCCGCCAGCCCUAUGAGACCCCGAUCGCCGAGCGUUACUCGUACGUUGAAGAGAUCAUCGCGCUGCUGGAGAUGGAGCACAUCGCCGACUGUAUCAUCGGAUCCCCCGAGUUCGGCCUGACGGUCGAGCAGCGCAAGCGCGUCACCAUCGGCGUCGAGCUGGCCGCCAAGCCCGAGCUCCUCCUGUUCCUCGACGAGCCUACCUCUGGUCUCGACAGUCAGAGCGCCUUCAACAUUGUGCGCUUCCUCAAGAAGCUGGCGGCCGCCGGCCAGGCCAUCCUCUGCACGAUCCAUCAGCCCAACGCCGCCCUCUUUGAGAACUUUGACCGCUUGCUGCUCCUCCAGCGGGGCGGACGCACCGUCUACUUUGGCGACAUUGGCCAGGACGCCAUUGUGCUGCGUGACUAUCUCAAGGCCCACGGCGCCGUCGCAAGGCCCACGGACAACGUGGCCGAGUACAUGCUCGAGGCCAUCGGUGCUGGGUCGGCGCCCCGCGUCGGCAACAAGGACUGGGCUGACAUCUGGGACGAGAGCGCCGAGCUCGCCAACGUCAAGGAGACGAUUAGCCGUCUCAAGGAGGAGCGCGUCGCGGCGGGCCGCACGACGAACCACGACCUCGAGAAGGAGUACGCCAGCCCGCAGUGGCACCAGCUCAAGGUGGUGGUGAAGCGCAUGAACCUCAGCUUCUGGCGCAGCCCCAACUACCUCUUCACACGCCUCUUCAACCACGUCGUCGUCGCCCUCAUCACGGGUCUCACGUACCUCAACCUCGACCAGAGCCGUAGCUCGCUGCAGUACAAGGUGUUUGUCAUGUUCCAGGUCACGGUCCUGCCGGCCCUCAUCAUCAGCCAGGUCGAGGUCAUGUUCCACGUCAAGCGCGCCCUCUUCUUCCGCGAGUCGUCGUCCAAGAUGUACAACCCGCUGACUUUUGCGGCCGCCAUCACCAUCGCCGAGCUGCCCUACUCCAUCAUGUGCUCCGUCGCCUUCUUCCUGCCUCUGUACUACAUGCCGGGCUUCCAGUCCGACUCGUCGCGCGCGGGCUACCAGUUCUUCAUGAUCCUCAUCACUGAGCUCUUCUCCGUAUCCCUCGGCCAGGCGCUCGCGUCGCUGACGCCGAGCCCCUUUAUCUCGUCGCAGUUCGACCCCUUCAUCAUGAUCACCUUUGCCCUCUUCUGCGGCGUCACGAUCCCUGCGCCCCAGAUGCCCGGCUUCUGGCGUGCCUGGCUAUACCAACUCGAUCCCUUUACGCGCCUUAUCGGCGGCAUGGUUGUCACGGCGCUGCACGACCUCAAGGUGGCCUGCACCAAGGCUGAGUUCAACCCCUUCACGGCGCCGCCGGGCCAGACGUGUGGCGAGUACAUGCAGCCCUUUUUCGACAAUGGCGGCCCCGGGUACCUCGCCAGCAACGACACGUCGAGCUGCGAGUACUGCGCGUACAAGGUUGGCGACGAGUUCUACCAGCCCCUGGGCCUCGAGUUCAGCAACCGCUGGCGGGAUCUCGGCAUCUUUGCCGCCUUCGUCGGCAGCAACCUGAUCAUUCUCUUCAUGGCGAGCAAGUUCUUGAACUUUAACCGCAGAUAACCGACCGCACCAUACCCAGUCCCCGAUUUGGACUUUUUUUUUUUCUUUCCUGUUAGUUGUUUUCAAGGCGUUAUGUUGGCAUCGGUCCCCCCCAUCCACCCAUCGCAGCCGAUGGUACUCGAGACCGUCGCUCGCAGGCUUUUCCAAGUGGGGUCCCGGGGGGAAGCACGAAAAAUUCCUGUCUCGUCGUUUGUGGGGAACAAUAGAGAAUGAGAUCUGUAGAGAAGGGCCUUCGUUGCAACGUGGCAUGUCAUGAGGGAAAUGUCCAUGAACACGCCCGCAUUCAUAGAAGUUUACGUAAUUUAAUAGAAACGGCCAGAAAGAAUUCUCAAUGGGCCUGGAAAUCCCAGUUUGCCAUGUCCCAAGCUGCGUGUGAGCUUUUGCUGUCGUGGGUUGUGUUGGUAACCGACCCUCUCUCUCUCUAUUCCUCGUAGUAAAUCGCGAUCGUACC
This is a messenger RNA of Colletotrichum destructivum, 5850 nucleotides long. Its product is annotated as Putative AAA+ ATPase domain, CDR ABC transporter, ABC-2 type transporter, transmembrane. Gene Ontology annotation, biological process: transmembrane transport. Bases 930 to 5399 code for a protein of 1489 amino acids. Lineage: Eukaryota; Fungi; Ascomycota; Sordariomycetes; Glomerellales; Glomerellaceae. The record is from RefSeq and is a predicted model, not a curated record. Gene Ontology annotation, molecular function: ABC-type transporter activity; ATP binding; ATP hydrolysis activity. Gene Ontology annotation, cellular component: membrane. The transcript is spliced from 2 exons.